Molecule: messenger RNA, 1221 nt
Organism: Glarea lozoyensis ATCC 20868
Lineage: Eukaryota; Fungi; Ascomycota; Leotiomycetes; Helotiales; Helotiaceae
Product: Metallo-hydrolase/oxidoreductase
Exons: 1
Coding region: 1-1221 (406 amino acids)
Biological process (GO): N-acylethanolamine metabolic process; N-acylphosphatidylethanolamine metabolic process
Cellular component (GO): cytoplasm; membrane-bounded organelle
Molecular function (GO): N-acylphosphatidylethanolamine-specific phospholipase D activity
Source: RefSeq, a predicted model, not a curated record
AUGCCCCCAAUACCCAAACCACACCCACAUCACCACACAUCAAAAGCCUCAAUGACGUCACCCCCCAAACCAUCCCACCACAACAGCACAAGCACAUCCUUCCACAACCCCUGGCCCUCAGCCUACAAACCAACCUGGACCGAACUCCUCACCCUCCAAAACCCUCUCUCGCUCUACUCAUCACACUCCCUACACACACACCCCCUCUCCCGCCCCCUCGCGGUGAUCCCCCCAGAUUUCACCACCACCCCCUCACACUCCCAAAUCACAGGAACCUGGCUCGGUCACGCCUCCGCGCUCGCAUCCUUACCUCUCAACGAGUCCGGUCGAAGACUAUCCGUGUUAUUCGACCCCAUAUUCAGCCAACGCGCCGGACCAACACAAUUCACCGGCCCAAGCCGCAUGAACGCGCCGCCCUGCAGCGUAGACGCGUUACCGAGCGUCGAUUGCGUGAUGAUAUCCCAUAACCACUACGACCACCUGGACUACGGCUCCAUCAAAUCGAUUGUCAAGAAAUUCCCAUCAUGCAGGUAUUUCGUGCCGUUAGGCAACAAGAGCUGGUUCCUCGCCAUGGGCGUGGCAGCAGAGAAAUUAUAUGAGAUGGAUUGGUGGGACGAAGUCGUUUUCACCCUCGAUUUCGAACCCGUGGAGAAGGGGGAAGGGGAAGGAAAGUUUAAAAUCGCCUGCGUCCCCGCGCAACACAAUUCCGGACGUGGAACACUAGAUCAAUCCUCCACUCUCUGGAGCGGCUGGAUAAUCCAAACCCAGCCCAAAGAAACCCAAAAAGCAACACUCUACCACGCCGGCGACACAGGUUACCGUCGGCACACGUCAUCCACAGAAACAUGCCCGGCAUUCCCCACCAUCGGCCUCAAAUACGGGCCUAUAGACCUCUCAUUCCUGCCCAUCUGGCGCGGAGGCACGCUGGGUUUUAUCUCCGCGAUUGGGCUGCGGUUAUCGCAUCACCAGAUCCCGCAGACGUUUCACGCGAGUCCGAAGGAUGCCGUGUGUAUCCAUCGGGACGUGCGGAGUCGGUGUAGCGUGGGUGUGCAUUUUGGCACGUUUGUCGGGAGCGAGAAUGAGAGUUUGGAGGCGGUGAUUGAGUUUGAGGAGGCGGGGAGGGAGGUGGGGGCCGGGAGGAUCGGGGAGGAGGGGGAGUUUGAGGGGGGGAGGUUGGGGACGGUGGAUAUUGGGGGGAGUGUGGUUGUGGAGUUGUUGUGA